Lactuca sativa (garden lettuce) is the source of this 1140-nucleotide messenger RNA. The record is from RefSeq and is a predicted model, not a curated record. Lineage: Eukaryota; Viridiplantae; Streptophyta; Magnoliopsida; Asterales; Asteraceae.
AUGGAGAAAAGGCUUCUUAAUGCCUCCAGUGGCAGAUCUUUACCCGACAAGACUCCAACCGAAAUCCACAAUCUAAUCAAGAACAUGGUUGAAGAUUCUAAGCAUUCAAGCCAUGAUGAAGAAUGGUACACAGAUGCACCUCGAGCUACAGAUAAAGGUGUGCAACCCACACCCCGCCCUUGUGGUAUUUUCACUCAAGUGGGACACCCAACUGAUAUGUGCCCACAACUUCAAGAAGAAGAUUAUGAAGAAGAAAAAGCCACGGGAGGCCAUUCCGGAUCAAAUCAAAGAGGAUACGAUCAGCCACGAGGUGACCAAACAUGGAACAACAAUCAAGGUUGGGGAGGAAAUCACCAGGGAAGCUAUCAACCAAAUCAACCACAUCAAUACCAACAAAGACCACCUUUUCCACCACAGAACUUUCAGCCAAGAAAACUAGAAUCUCAAGGAAAGUUACCCGCCCAAACUGAAACGAACCCAAGGCACAACGUGUGUGCCAUUACAUUGAGAGGCGGAAAGAGCUACAAUGAUCCAAAAGUGUCGGUUGAUCAACAGGAAGAAGAAAUAGCGAUCGAAGAGGAAACCAAAGAAGAGAAGAAGGAGGAUAAAACAAUCCAAAAGAAGUCCUUCGUGACUGAAUCUAAAGCCACACCUACUCCAUUUCCCGAAAGAUUAAAGAGCACGAAGAAAGAAAGGGAGGAGAGUGAUAUUAUGCAAAUGUUCCAGAAAGUUCACAUUAACAUCCCGCUCCUCGAGGCCAUCAAGCAUGUACCUAGAUAUGCAAGGUUCCUUAAGGAUCUUUUUGUAUCUAAUAAGAAAUCAAAAGGAAACCAAAUCGUAACAGUUGGAGAGAAUGUAUCCACGGUUUUGCAAAAGAGGAUGCCCCUGAAGUGCAAGGAUCCCGGUGUCUUUACCGUGCCUUGCAAAUUGGGGAAUCUUGAUGUACCUCGAGACAUGCUCGAUCUAGAUAUGGGAUAUGAUGAAUCUCCAAGUUCAAGUUCCAUACUUUUGGGUAGAUCUUUUCUUAAAACUUCUAAAACAAAAAUUGAUGUCUACAACGGAUCUUUAAUUAUGGAAUUUGAUGGUGAAGUUAUCAACUUCAAUGUCUAUGAAGCAAAAAAGGUUCCUUCCGAUGUUUAA